Molecule: messenger RNA, 1366 nt
Organism: Cryptococcus deneoformans JEC21
Lineage: Eukaryota; Fungi; Basidiomycota; Tremellomycetes; Tremellales; Cryptococcaceae
Exons: 2
Coding region: 784-1281 (165 amino acids)
Source: RefSeq, a predicted model, not a curated record
GGUCUGAAACGGGGGCGAUGUGCGCGAUGGCGCCCUGGGCAGAGACGGCUGGACGGGGUCAGCGUGGUCCGGGAUCAGAAAGGCGCUAGUUACCGAGCAGAUGGUUCCUCCUGACUCGGAGACCUGCGGGCGUGGGCGUGUCGACGAAUGUUCCGGUGUAGAGGGAUGUCAUGGCGGGCGGGGGGUCGGUCAAAGGAGGGCCCCGGUAUAUAAGGGGAAAGAUAAGGCAGAUACACAGUUUCUAAUCACGCCGAUAUCAUCGGGUCGGAGCACCGCUUGGAAAGUGCAGACGUCACGACUCGUCCCAGUCUGCUGCCCGUCGGAGAAGCCAAAAUACAACUGGGCCAUUUCCCACCACAUCGCGGGCAAGAUAUGUACAUGGCCAGUGGAGACGGAGCACUGCGAGCAAGUGGAAGAUCAAGGGCUGGAAACGAAGCCCCAUAUAGCCACCCCACAUCUUGCAAGGCCUUUGUCUUGACUUCUUGCGCGGCGAAGAAGUGAGCAUGAGAAACAAGGGGUUGAUCUCAAGGGACUGUGCAUGAUGAUCAAUCGACAUACUUUACGGCCUCGUCCCAUCAGCACAGUCUGGCAAGCUGAUGACUUGAGGCUGUUUUUCCUUUUUCCUUUUACAAAAAUCAAUCACGACUCGCGACGGGAUAAUGCCAAGCCGCGAAAGACACAUUUACUGCGGGUGACAGGGUAGGAAAUGACCGGUGAUGACGUAUUGCACUUCUCCCUCAGCGUUCAAUUCGGCUUUGGUGGAGCUGCUGUGAAUGCAGAAAGAUGCAGUGGGAGUACCUUACUGCGAGGUUAGUGGCCACUGAUUGGAUAUCCUUAUGCAAGUAUAUAAACCCUUCUGCCUGUUUUAAAUCUCUCUAUCCCAACCCACCCUUUAUCAACCAAGAACAAGUAACAAUGGGUCUCUUCCACCACCACGACGAACCUCCCAAGCACCAAGGCCACAAUGGCCCUCCUCCUCCCCAGCAGAACUUUGGCGGUCCCCAAGGUGGGCCCCCUCCCCAGCAAAACUUUAACGGACCUCAUGGUGGUCCCCCUCCUCCCCCCCAGAACUUUGGCGGGCCUCAUGGCGGCGGUCCUCAGGGUGGUCCUCAGCAAGGUUUCGGAGGUCCUCAGGGUGGUCCUCAGCAAGGUUUUGGCGGGCCCCAGGGUGGUCCUCAGCAAGGCUUUGGUGGGCCUCAGGGUGGGCCCCAUGGUGGACCCCAAGGUGGAUAUGGCGGCCCCCAGCAGCAGGGCGGUUUUGGAGGUCCUGGGAGGUACUAGAUUGACGGGUUGUGCUAUAAUGCAAAAUAUGGCGAGAUCAAGAGGGUGUAAAGUUGUAACGAUAUGAAUGGAACUGGAUAACUGG